This is a messenger RNA of Phlebotomus argentipes, 1799 nucleotides long. RefSeq names its product chitobiosyldiphosphodolichol beta-mannosyltransferase (gene Alg1). Gene Ontology annotation, molecular function: mannosyltransferase activity. Bases 1 to 1755 code for a protein of 584 amino acids. Lineage: Eukaryota; Metazoa; Arthropoda; Insecta; Diptera; Psychodidae. Gene Ontology annotation, cellular component: endoplasmic reticulum. The transcript has 5 exons. The record is from RefSeq and is a predicted model, not a curated record.
AUGGAGAAAGAGGAGCAUAUUGCCAAAGAGGGACAUGGGAAAAAGGAGGCUGAACGCUGUGGGAAUAAAUUUUGUCUGGCUGAAGAAAAACAGCAACAAUUUAUGGAACACGGAGUAUUAAUUCUCGCGUCUUCGCAUGCGAAUGAGACGCGCGUCUCACGAUUCUUCAUCUCCACAACAAAGGCGAACACAGGGGAAAUUUCCCCAAAGUCCAUGGUGAAAAAUUUUCAUUAUCACACUUUCCUAAUCACGCUACCAAAUUCGUUUCUCCCCUUCAAAUUCAGCCUCUUUUGCGCCAUCUGUGGCCGAACAUUGCACCUUCGGCGACUGCCAUCAGCUGUUCCCCCAAAUUCGCUCCUGGCGCGUCACUGUGGAUUGUUUACGUGUCUCUCGUGCACAUCCUGCUCGUGCGUGAGCUCUCAUCGUCUGCCCGACAUGUCCGCGCGAAAGAGGGUGUGCGUGGUGGUGCUGGGCGACAUCGGGCGCAGCCCGCGAAUGCAGUAUCACGUGAAGAGUCUCUUGGAGCACAACUUCGCAGUGGAUCUCGUGGGCUACCUGGACACGACACCCAUCGCGGCAAUCGCGACCAGUGAGCAAGUGAAGAUCCACGAGCUGAAUCCCUUCCCGAAUCUCGAACUGCCGCGCCUCAUUAACUACGUGACAAAGACUAUUUGGCAGUUCCUCACGCUCCUCGUGGCGCUCCUGUCAAUCUCCCGGCCACACCUGAUGCUGUGCCAGAACCCGCCGGCCAUCCCGACUCUCGUGGUGUGCUACUACUACUGCUGGGUGCGGAACACGCGUCUGCUGGUGGACUGGCACAACUACACGCACUCCAUCCUGGCGCUCACGUCCGCGGAGACGAGUUUGCUGGUGCGCCUGGCGCGCUGGAUUGAGGGCUACUACGGCCGUCGCAGCGCCGGCAAUCUGUGCGUCACGGAGGCGAUGAAGCGGAAUCUGCUGGAAGUGUGGGACAUCAAGGCAACUGUGCUCUACGAUCGCCCGCCAGAGCACUUCCGCCCGAUCACGCUGGAGGAGAAGCACGAGCUGUUCGUGCGCCUCUCUGAGACCAUUCCGCAGUUCCUCACGCGCUCCCCGGACGACUUCAAGGAGAGCGGCGUGCUGGAGUCCACCAACUUCACGCAGAAGCUCAGCAGCGGCGCAAUUCUCGUGAAGCCCAACCGGCCGGGAAUUGUCAUCUCCAGCACCAGCUGGACACCCGACGAGGACUUUGGCGUGCUGCUGCAGGCACUGCAGCUGUACGAGGACCACGCGGCCCAGCAGCCGGACAUCUUCCCGGAUCUGGUGUGCGUGAUCACAGGCAAGGGGCCGCAGAAGGAGCACUACAUGACGCUGCUGGGCGAGAAGCGCUGGCGGCACGUGUCCGUGUCGGCGCCCUGGCUCGAGAAUCAAGACUACCCCAGGCUCCUGGCCGCCGCCGACCUCGGCGUGUGCCUCCACUGGAGUUCCAGCGGCCUGGACUUACCCAUGAAGGUGGUGGACAUGUUCGGAUGCGGGCUGCCCGUGUGCGCCAUCAACUUCAAAUGCCUCGACGAGCUUCUGCAACAUAGAAAGAAUGGCUUUGUUUUCGACACUCCUCAGCAGCUUUUCCAGCACCUUUGCUACUGGUUCGAGCGUUUCCCGGACAACAUCGCCCUGACACCCGUGAAGGACGAGAUGGAGCGCCACUUGAGGACGUUCCAGCGCCUUCGGUGGCAGGACAAUUGGGACAGAGAGGCGCUUACGUACUUCCAAUGAAAAAGUCUCCAAGUGAAGAAAUCACACCUUAUGAAUUCCACAAA